AUGGACUGUAAGAAAGCGUUAGGGUGCAUUUCCUCUGUCUAGCCAGACUAUACCUUUAACCUCAACAGUACCUGUAGGACACCUUCCACACGCGCAGGUGCAGUUCUACAGCCUGAGAAAUAUUCAGAAACAUCACACCAGUGGAAUUUGGCUUUAAAUAACACUUAAUUUAUAAAACCAGUUUUACCGACAAUGCACCACUGGAAAUGAUUACUGGAAAGCAAACGGCCUCACAGUGGGUGCCUUAAAUGUGCCGCUGUCGCUUUAAGGAAAUGCACUUGCAGCCAUUUUCUGCUCUUUGUGCGGGGUGAGUUAACGGCUCAGACCCACAGCAUCAGCCGAGCACCGAGCACCGAGCACCGCGCGCGCCAGCCCACCGCCCGUGCCCUUUAGCGCGGACAUGUAAUUUGCAGCCUGGGACGUUUGUAUGAGUGAAGCUGCAUAGCCAUGACAACCCACGUGACUCUAGAGGAUGCUCUGUCCAACGUGGACCUGCUGGAGGAGCUGCCGCUCCCGGACCAGCAGCCCUGCAUCGAGCCACCACCGUCCUCCAUCAUGUACCAGGCCAACUUUGACACCAACUUUGAGGACAGAAACGCUUUCGUGACUGGUAUCGCCCGAUACAUCGAGCAAGCCACAGUCCACUCUAGCAUGAACGAGAUGCUGGAGGAGGGGCAUGAAUACGCUGUCAUGCUGUACACGUGGAGAAGCUGCUCCAGGGCCAUCCCGCAGGUGAAGUGCAAUGAGCAGCCCAACAGGGUGGAGAUCUACGAGAAGACUGUGGAGGUGCUGGAACCCGAGGUCACCAAGCUCAUGAAGUUCAUGUACUUCCAGCGUAAGGCCAUCGAACGCUUCUGCAGCGAGGUCAAGCGCCUGUGCCACGCUGAGCGCAGGAAGGACUUCGUGUCAGAGGCGUACCUGCUAACGCUGGGCAAAUUCAUCAAUAUGUUCGCUGUGCUGGAUGAGCUCAAAAACAUGAAGUGCAGCGUGAAGAAUGACCACUCCGCUUACAAAAGGGCCGCCCAGUUCCUCCGAAAGAUGGCCGAUCCACAGUCUAUCCAGGAAUCCCAAAAUCUCUCCAUGUUCCUAGCCAAUCACAACAGGAUCACACAGUGUCUGCACCAGCAGCUGGAGGUGAUCCCAGGCUAUGAAGAGCUCCUGGCUGACAUCGUCAACAUCUGUGUGGACUACUAUGAGAACAAGAUGUAUCUGACACCCAGCGAGAAGCACAUGCUCCUUAAGGUCAUGGGAUUCGGGCUUUAUCUGAUGGAUGGAAACGUGAGCAACAUCUACAAGCUGGAUGCCAAGAAAAGAAUCAACCUGAGUAAAAUCGACAAGUUCUUCAAGCUCCAGGUCGUGCCGCUCUUUGGCGAUAUGCAGAUCGAGCUGUCGCGGUACAUCGAGACGAGUGCCCACUACGAGGAGAACAAAUCAAAGUGGACCUGCACCCAGAGCAGCAUCAGUCCCCAGUACAACCUGUGUGAACAGAUGGUUCAGAUCCGUGACGACCACAUCCGGUUCAUCUCGGAGCUGGCGCGCUACAGUAACAGUGAGGUGGUGACAGGCUCAGGUCUGGAUAGCCAGAAGUCGGACGACGAGUACAGGGAGCUGUUCGACCUGGCCCUCCGGGGCCUACAGCUGCUCUCCAAGUGGAGCACCCACGUCAUGGAAGUGUACUCGUGGAAACUCGUGCACCCCACCGACAAGUUCUGCAACAAGGAUUGCCCCGGCACGGCAGAGGAGUACGAGCGUGCCACUCGCUACAACUACACCAGCGAGGAGAAGUUCGCCCUGGUGGAGGUGAUCGCCAUGAUCAAGGGCCUCCAGGUACUGAUGGGUCGCAUGGAGAGCGUCUUCAACCAGGCCGUCCGGAACACCAUCUACGCUGCCCUGCAGGACUUCGCCCAGGUCACGCUUCGGGAGCCGCUCCGGCAGGCCGUGCGCAAGAAGAAGAACGUCCUCAUCAGUGUUCUUCAGGCCAUCCGGAAAACCAUCUGUGACUGGGAGGGAGGCAGAGAACCACCCAACGACCCUUGCCUGAGGGGGGAGAAGGACCCCAAAGGAGGCUUCGACAUCAAAGUGCCCCGCCGUGCUGUGGGACCGUCAAGCACACAGCUCUACAUGGUUCGGACCAUGCUGGAGUCUCUGAUAGCAGACAAGAGCGGCUCCAAGAAGACCCUGCGCAGCAGUCUGGACGGUCCCAUCGUCCAGGCCAUCGAGGACUUCCACAAGCAGUCCUUCUUCUACACCCAUCUCCUCAACUUCAGCGAGGCUCUCCAGCAGUGCUGCGACCUGUCCCAGCUCUGGUUCCGGGAGUUCUUCCUGGAGCUCACUAUGGGUCGCCGUAUCCAGUUCCCCAUCGAGAUGUCCAUGCCCUGGAUCCUCACCGACCACAUUCUGGAGACCAAAGAGCCCUCCAUGAUGGAAUACGUGUUGUAUCCCUUGGACCUUUAUAAUGACAGUGGGUAUUACGCCCUGACAAAGUUCAAGAAACAGUUCCUGUAUGAUGAGAUUGAGGCUGAGGUGAACCUUUGUUUCGAUCAGUUUGUCUACAAGUUGGCUGAUCAGAUAUUCGCGUACUACAAAGCGAUGGCUGGCAGUGUCCUCCUGGAUAAGCGCUUCCGGGCCGAGUGUAAAAACUACGGCGUGAUCAUUCCUUAUCCGCCCUCCAACCGCUACGAGACGCUGUUGAAACAGAGGCAUGUGCAGCUUCUUGGGCGCUCCAUCGAUCUGAACAGACUGAUCACCCAGCGGAUCUCGGCAGCCACGUACAAAUCUCUGGAUCACGCCAUCAGUCGCUUUGAGAGUGAAGACCUCACGUCCAUCGUGGAGCUUGAGUGGUUGCUGGAAAUAAAUCGUCUGACUCAUCGUCUGCUGUCCAAGCACAUGACCCUGGACAGUUUCGCCGCCAUGUUCCGCGAGGCCAACCACAACGUGUCGGCCCCGUAUGGCCGCAUCACGCUCCACGUCUUCUGGGAGCUCAACUUUGACUUCCUACCAAACUACUGCUACAACGGCUCCACCAACAGGUUCGUGCGCACGGCGAUUCCCUUUACCCAGGAGCCUCAGAGGGACAAGCCUGCCAAUGUGCAACCUUACUACCUGUACGGCUCGAAGCCACUGAACAUUGCGUACUCCCACAUCUACAGUUCCUACAGGAACUUUGUGGGUCCCCCGCAUUUCAAAACAAUCUGCCGUCUCCUUGGUUACCAGGGCAUCGCCGUGGUGAUGGAGGAGCUGCUAAAGAUAGUGAAAAGCUUGCUCCAGGGCACAAUUCUACAGUACGUGAAGACUCUGAUAGAGGUGAUGCCCAAGAUCUGCCGCCUGCCCCGGCAUGAGUAUGGCUCUCCAGGCAUCCUGGAGUUCUUUCAUCACCAGCUGAAGGACAUUAUUGAAUACGCCGAGCUGAAGACAGACGUGUUUCAGAGCCUGCGAGAGGUCGGCAACGCCGUCCUGUUCUGCCUCCUCAUCGAGCAAGCUCUGGUGUCCCAGGAGGAAGUGUGUGACCUGCUACAUGCAGCUCCGUUCCAGAACAUCCUUCCCAGGGUCUACAUCAAAGAGGGCGAGAGGCUGGAGGUAAGGAUGAAGAGGCUGGAAGCGAAGUAUGCUCCCCUCCAUCUGGUUCCCCUCAUCGAGCGACUCGGUACUCCACAGCAAAUCGCCAUAGCCCGUGAGGGGGACCUGCUGACCAAGGAGAGGCUGUGUUGCGGCCUAUCCAUGUUCGAGGUCAUCCUGACACGCAUUCGCAGCUUCCUGCAGGACGGGGUGUGGCGGGGCCCCCCGCCCACAAAUGGCGUCAUGCACGUGGACGAGUGCAUGGAGUUCCACCGUCUGUGGAGCGCCAUGCAGUUUGUCUACUGCAUCCCGGUGGGCACGCACGAGUUCACCGCCGAACAGUGUUUUGGGGAUGGGCUGAACUGGGCGGGCUGUGCCAUCAUCGUGCUCCUGGGGCAGCAGCGACGCUUUGAUCUCUUCGACUUCUGCUACCACCUGCUGAAGGUCCAGAGACAAGACGGCAAGGACGAGAUCAUCAAGAAUGUGCCCUUGAAGAAAAUGGCGGACCGCAUCCGGAAGUACCAGAUCCUCAACAACGAGAUCUUUGCCAUCCUCAACAAGUACAUGAAGGCUGUAGAGACUGACAGUUCCACGGUGGAGCAUGUUCGCUGUUUCCAGCCCCCUAUACACCAGUCCCUGGCCACCACGUGUUAAAAGCCCCCCUCUCAGUUUGCCCCGUCUGGGGCAGCUCGCAAUGAGACGCCCUGGAAAGGUGAAGGUCCUUUCCCCAAGAUUAGGUCCUCGCGCGAUAACACAACCUUGUCCUAUCUAUCCUCAGCCCUGGACUGCCACAUUAAGAUCGUGUCCUUCACGGCUGGUUAGAGAUCAGUGCAAGCACUGGAUGGAGUUCUUUCAUGAAUUUGUACUUCAACAAAAAUGUUUGCAGUACGCAAGACAAAUGUAAUAAAAUAGCAUUUAUGUUCAAGUCAAAAGUAAAUAAACUACUUAAAUAUAAAUAUUUACAUAACCAGAGCGGAUGUGCUAGUUUAUAUAGUGAUUGUUUUAUUUUUUAGUUUAAAAAGUCUUAUAUCUAGACACUUGAUGGUACUGAAAGCAAAUGAUUGCUAUUAGUUCUUUUAAGUUCUUUGAGUUCUUUUCUCUUGUUUUUACCCUCAAAGUCAGUUCCCCCAAUCUAAGUCCAGUUUCUUUGUAAAUUGUCACAUACUACACUGAGUGCCCAGGGCACAAACUGAAAUUGAGUUGUGGAUACUAAAGAAUUCCAUCUAAUUUCAUUAGUUAUUUAUUUACAUCUGCAUCACAAGUUAAAAGGAUUGGCACGUUUGAUUUUCCUUCAUUAACCCAUUAUUCUGGUUUCACAAAUCAUUUUUACCUUUUUCUUUGUAACUUCUGUUCUCCAUUGUAGAUGUCAUUGAUGGACAAAGUGAAGUAUUGAGUGUGGUACUUGUUCUAUUUAAUUAUGGCAUUAUGUGUAAACAUAGUAUUCGUUCACAAAAUGAAUCCAAUGGUUGCCCUUAGUAGUAGUAUGUCAGUUUCUGGACUGCGUAUCUUAGCUCAGACAGUGGAGCUGCUGUUCUCAAUGUACAGGAUCUUAAUUUCAGUGCUGUACUGCACUGAAGGAUGAAGGUGGCCUUUUUAAAUACCUCAUUUUUUCCCAGUGCAGUAGUUGAACUGCAUUAUCCUGAGUCCAGCAUGGAGGCCUUCAGAAGACAGUGCUCCCAGUUUCAUUAGAGCAAACCUCCACUGUCGCAAACCUGCAUCAUCUCAGAGCUCCACCAUCUCAAACCUGCAUCAUCUCAGAGCUCCACCAUCUCAAACCUGCAUCAUCUCAGAGCUCCACCAUCUCAAACCUGCAUCAUCUCAGAGCUGGGGUUCCAGGAGCUUACGGCUUGCUUCCAUAUAUCCUUGGUUAUAGCAGUGUUGGGGGAAUAAGGAAUAAAUCAUCCCCAUUUUGUGUACAUAGAGUCACUGUUGGAGGCUAAAGCUACUGUUGUGAAUGGAUUAUAAUUUCAUCUUGUUCCUCCGUAUAUUUUUCUUUUAGGAACCUGGUAAAGAUGAUCCUUUUUCAGGACUGUUCAUACAUAGGAAUUGUUUUCUUUCUCCUUGAAAAACUAAAUUUGUUAAUGACAAUAGCAAAAAAAAAAAA
This is a messenger RNA of Electrophorus electricus (electric eel), 5659 nucleotides long. It is a transcript of the gene cyfip2, whose product is annotated as cytoplasmic FMR1 interacting protein 2. NCBI's taxonomy places the organism in Eukaryota, Metazoa, Chordata, Actinopteri, Gymnotiformes, Gymnotidae. The record is from RefSeq and is a predicted model, not a curated record. Gene Ontology annotation, biological process: regulation of actin filament polymerization. Gene Ontology annotation, molecular function: small GTPase binding.